Messenger RNA from Schistosoma mattheei, 4236 nucleotides. The record is from the annotation of a GenBank genome assembly. NCBI's taxonomy places the organism in Eukaryota, Metazoa, Platyhelminthes, Trematoda, Strigeidida, Schistosomatidae.
UUUCAAUAAACAAGGCGGGAUGUCCGUAUAUCGCGUUACUAUGGGGCUUAUGCGUUUCUUGUUAAUCAUUGUAGUCCUACUUCUUUUGUAUGAUGAAAUACUUGCUAAAUCAAAAUCAAAGGGAUUUGGACGCUCGAAAACACUUUCACUUUCAAAAUCAAAACAUCGUUAUUCAGGAAGAUCAAGCUUUUAUUCACGUCGGAGUGGACUAUCAAAUUCUCGUAAAAAAGCAUUAUUCUUUACAGCUGGUGCUCUGGCUGGUAUUUAUAUUGGUUCACGAAUGAGAUCACAUGUGUACCUAAGAUCAUAUCGUGAUUUGUAUAAUUAUGAGGUUUGUGAAGGUCAACGCACCGAGUUCAUCAAUAGUACAGGGAUGACACGUACUUACUCAUAUUUCCUAUGUCCUGAUAAUCCAAAUCAACCAUUCGAAAAAUAUUGUUGCUGGGAUUCAACAACUGGUAUGGGUGCAUGUUGUUCGUAUGAUGUAAAAAUGUAUUCACAUUCUGGCAGCAUAUAUACAAGGACUUUAUCAAAGCUAUGGUUUCAUGUUUGUAAUUACGUUGCAAUUAUCACCGAAGAUACUGACAUCAACAUGUCUGUUCCUGUUGAUCCGCUCCAUUGUUAUUCUUGUAAUUUCUAUUAAACAACGUAUAUGUUGACGAUAUAAUUAUGUUUAACUUAUCAACAUAUUUAAUAUAUUCUGAUCUUAUUAGCGAUGUAAAUCAACUAUUACUAAUCAUUCAGUUUAACUGUUAUUCUGAGUUAUUUUUACAAGAAACAUACUGGUGUUAUGUAAUCAUUGUGUUUGGUUUUUCUUAAAAUUUGAUUCUUUUCUCUUCUAAAUGUUUAGUUGUAAAACGUCUUUACCAAAAGAAGUGGUGAUAUAUAAACUAGGGUUUGUAACAAAAUAUAGUAUAUUUGUAUUCACGAACUCAAUAGAUAAAUACAAAUUCGAAUAAGGUACUUAAAUCAAUUCUUAAUUAAGUGUUUCCCUCAAUUUCUUCAUAACAAAUGAUUUCCGGACAUCUAUUGUUUAUUUGGUUGUGUUGUUUUCUCUCCAAUAAUUAGAUGUGUUUCUUUCGACAAGAAAGAAGUUGUUGAUGUGUCUCACACUGUUUAACCAACUUAUUAACUUUUAAACUGCGUCUUCAUUUUAGUUGUAUUCAUUGUUGUAAUUCAAAGUCAUGCAUGCUUUGUUAUGAAUCGAACUUUUAAACAAACAUUUAUCACACCAUCUCUCAGUUUAUACUACAUCCGUAUAUUGUGAUUUAAUUUUUGCAUUUUAGAGGAGCUGUCGUUGGUACACUACUUGGAAUUAUGUUAUUGAUUAUAACACUCGGCUCGAUUAUAUAUUGCUGUUUUCGUUGUAAACGUCAAAGAGAGAGAGAAUCACUGAAUGUUCCAAGUGCACAGCUUACAUCACCUCUAGAUCCAGUGUACAAACCGGUAAGCAAAUCCAGAAGUUUCUCCGAGUCUAUUGACACUUCGACUGUAGAGAAUCAGCCAUUGAAUUCUGGGGUAAGGUGUUAUUCGUAUUUGUGACGUAAGAGAUUUAAGCAUAUGGUGUGCUGUGUGUGUGUGUGUGGUUAUACGCACAAAAUACUCCUUGGCUAACAGUUGUCUUUUUAAAAAUUUGAGUUUUCUGUUGACACCGUUCCUAUUUUUUGUUUAGUUUGCUACUUUUAGUCGACUAUAUUUUAUUGUAAUCGAUUUUUAUUUAUAUUCAUUGACUUGAGAAACUUACUAGAAAUAUAACUUAUAACUUCAGAAUAUCCGAUAAAAAUCAUAAAUAAAAUGCUUUUUAUCUUGUCAGCUAUUUUGUGUUGUCCAGCACUCCACAACAAUCCAACUACGAGAUAUUCGACUUCAACUUUUCAUCUAAGAUAGGCAGUGAUCAAUGUAAAGCGAGUAGUAUCUAAUCUUGAUGUUCGAUUCUUCAAUGAGUGAUUUAGUUUUCUCUUAUAAACUAGUUACGUUACUUGUUAGAUUUGCUACAAUCUCCUUUUGAUUAAUUCCAAACUAAUUGAUCUUAACGAGGUUUUCAGACAAACCAAAUAAAAUGUCAAACUAUUCUUCAUCUAAGAACUAAGUACAAUAUGCACUGAAUGGAGUAAUAAUAAUAAACUUUUUAAGGGCUAUUGAGCAGCAGAUUGAAAUCACACUUUUACAGUUUCUGUUUAUACAGUAAAUUACUCAUAAGUUUUAAGCACAUGCCGAUUAGUUGUACUGUAGUAUUCAUUUCCUGUAAUAGCUAGGAGUGAAUUUCAUUUAGAUUUACUUGUUUUCUGAGGUAUUUGUUGUUGCUAUUUUUAUAUUCCAUUUUCUGUUAUAUCUAUCUACUGUUAAUACUUCCUUCACAUCAGUUAACCACUACAACGAUCUUUUUUAUGUCAAAUAUGAGUGAUUUAAGCAACUUUACACCUUAGAUUUUGUAACACAUCAAAAAAUUGUCGCAAUGAUCCAUGUAGAUUCUUAUGUUUUAACUUGGUAUUUUUAGUAAAACAUAGUGGACGUCUCUAUAUAUACUUUAUUGAAGAGCUACUUUGCUUUAAUUUAUUAGAAUCAAUAUCCUGUAGUCAAUCCGACUUCAUCUGUUCCUCCUGGUUAUCCUGUUUAUCCAUAUCCUCCGAACGGACAAUACGUUGGUUAUCCACAGAAUGUUGAUGUCCCUUUUACACCUGUGCCACCAGCAAUUCCAACAAAUAUGACCGGAGAAAUUGGAUUUAGUUUGGGAGCAAAUAGUAAUGUACCCUAUUCAACCACUCGACCAGAUUUCCCACCCCCUCCCUAUCCAGGUGCUCCAAGUUCAAAUGCUGAAGGAGUUCUGCCUAGCGCUCCAAGUUCAACAUGGAUGACAAAGAGUUGAAUUAUUUUUCAAAUUCCUAUCAUUGAAAGGUUUUGUUAUCGGUAACAUAUGAAAGAUGAGAAGAUUCACUUUCACUACUAUAAUUAUUAUUAUUACUAGUAUGGAUGGUAUUCAAAAAUCUUUGUCUAUUGAUUAAUUGUUAUAUGUAUAUUUUUUUUUCCUGUUAAUUAUGUUUAUUUCUCAAGUUUUUCCAUGUUUGAAAUUGUCUUGUUUAACAUUGUUUUGUUUUUUAAUUCCAUUUUCUGAUGAAUUCUUUCUAGUUGUUAUCUUUGCAUUUUAAGCAUAUUUAUUUUAUGUAUGAUUUAUUUAUCUCAUUUUUUGUUGUGUUUGUUUUAUACAAUAAAUUAUUACUUUCCUUAUUCUCAUUAUAUUUAUAUCAGUAUAUUUUGCCAAAUAAGUUCUAUCUAUUCAUUCAGCUAUUUUUUUUUCUAGAUUAUAAUAAGAUUUAAUGGUUAGUUUCUUCCCUUCACACACACUCUUUCUUUUUUCGUUACGUUUACAAAUAGUUCAAUAAAUUGGAAAUUAAUUCACACUUAUACUAUGUAUUUAAGCCUACUAUAUAAUAUCUGAAAUAAUGUUGUUGGACAAUCAAAUAUGAUUAGCAUUAAAUUGUUUUUAUUUUGCCUUUGUUUUUUUUUCUUUUCUAUAAAUAUAAACUUGUUAUUUGUUGAAUUACUGAAUAAUGGGUUUGUCAGUAGUACGUUCAAAUAUUGUUUAUUACAGUGUCCUUUUCUUUCCAUUUUUUUUUCUUGCUUUGAUAAUUUCUCCAAAUAUUCAUUUAUAUUACGUUUAUUAAUAUAAACUUUUACUGUCAUUCUACCAGUUUAAGUAUUACUAUACUAUUUAUUAUUAAUUAAAUUUUAUUAUAUUUUUAUUCAAUUAAUUGUGUUUGAUUGUUCACUUAUUUCUGUUCAGUAAAUGAAGAGAUUUACAUUGAACAACUCAGAAAGAAAUAAAAAGUUCUCGCACAAUUAUUAAAAGCUUAUAAUCAGUUAUUCAUUUUUUUUUAAUUUGUAUUUUUUGCUUUAUUAAAUUUUAUUAAAUAAUAUUUUACAAAAAGAAUCCUUUUUCCAAUCGUUUAUUCCAAUAUUGAAGUGAGUUGGUUACAUUGUAAAUUUGCAAUUUUCCGUGAAUUACAUGAAUCAGUAAAUCUAUAGUCUUGCUACAAACAUCUCAGUUCAUUGAUUAUCAACGUUAUUUUUGUAAUAUAUCUUGCGUCUUAAACUUUUCAUCCUUGAUAUGUGUCCGUCAUCACAUCAUAUUCAUUACUGCAGAAAUAAUCCAUACAUAGUCUCCGAAUAUAAAAUCAGGCUUUUAAUUAACUAGUAUUGUCUCCUAUUAUAUAUAGAUUCCAAUAAGACAUACAAUAU